This is a messenger RNA of Gregarina niphandrodes, 720 nucleotides long. RefSeq names its product DEK carboxy-terminal domain protein. The coding region runs from base 1 to 720 and encodes 239 amino acids. The record is from RefSeq and is a predicted model, not a curated record. Lineage: Eukaryota; Apicomplexa; Conoidasida; Eugregarinorida; Gregarinidae. The transcript has a single exon.
AUGGAUGUGGAUGUGACCGGUCUCGAGGAUGGAGUGAAGAUGGACGGAGAGAAGACGGAGGGAGUUAAGCUGAAGGGAGAGAAGGCGGAGGAAGAGCCGCUCGCCGAUAUGAGCUGGGAGCGAAUAACCGACCAGGACCUAGAAAACGGCAUCCGCGGGAUCGUGAAUUCGGAUAACAUCACGAGCAUGACAAAGCGUAUCCUGCGCCACGAAUUGGAGCAACAUUUCGGACUGCCCGAGAACUCCCUACUGCCGGCGAAGGAUCGGAUCAAAAACGUGUUAACACGGGUAGUGAACGAAGUGGACCAAGUGUCGCCAUCUUCGUCAGAAUGCGUGCCGCGGAAGAAACGGGUGCGUAAAGAAGCUGAGGACUCAGAGGGGUCCAGCGCGGGGGAACAGCAACGAAGCGCCAAGCGCAGCAACCGAAGGUCUGCUACGGGGCCAAUGACCAAAGCUCAGUUCAUGGACAACGCCGUAACUUUCAAAAGCCAAAUCGGUCCUGUCGAAUUCGACCUGGCUCCGCGGAAAUUCAGCACCGGCUCCUGCGGCUGGUUCUACGGCUCCAAACACGACUUGAUGGUAGGCGACGUACCUGUCACUUGCCGAUUUACUCUCAACUGCAUCGCGCUCGGCUCCAAAAAUUGGCCAAACGGCAAGUCCAAGGUCGCAGCACAAUCUGAUAGUAAUGAAGAGGAAAAUGACAUCGAAGAAGAAGAAUAA